Mesorhabditis belari is the source of this 1449-nucleotide messenger RNA. NCBI's taxonomy places the organism in Eukaryota, Metazoa, Nematoda, Chromadorea, Rhabditida, Rhabditidae. The record is from the annotation of a GenBank genome assembly.
AUGGCCUUAUCAGCUCCAAACUUCGUGAAGAAACAAUGGAAGCUGGGGAAAUUUAAAACGCUCGACGUGUACACUCAAUCAGCAUCGCUAGAACAAAUUCUAAAGCAAAUUCGCAAGCAUAGAUCAACAGGAGCAUUAUAUCACGAAGAAGCCGUCAACAGGCAACCAUUCUUAAUGCGAAAUUUAGGCUCUGGGAUUCAAUCAUGGCCGAAAUUCGAAGAGCAGCACAAGAGAUUUAUCGAAAAGCAACGAAAUGCUCAUUAUCAAUUUACAGAAGUUGUUACUGAAGACGAGGAAGAUCUUAUAAUUCGUCAGCUGAAAGAAGAUGUCGCUCGCACUGCAGCUUCUCACCAAGACUCCGCUUUGAUAGUAGACGAAGAAGAUAGAGUAAUUCACAAUAUGCAUAGGUACGUUUCUCAAGAAAUUGCCGAUGCGAAACAAGCACAAGCCACCGAGGAAGCUACGAGUCGAAAUUCCAAAGACACGGGCUACGGUUCGCGAGCUGCCAGUUCUUCAUCUUCAUGUAAGGAAUCGGAUUACACAUCAGAAUCUUCUGACGAUGACGAUGAGAAUUCAACCCCAUUUGUCCCAGAUCUUUCCACCAAUGCGAUAAAAGGUUUUUUUCGGACGUUAAGCGCCCAGCCGUUAAGAUGUUUUUACACAAUAUGGUGCUCGCGUUCCAUAAUGAAAAAAAAUCGAGUUGUUAGUAAACUAAUCCCUGAAUUGGAAAAAUUGUCGGAGUCAAAAGCUGUGCUUUCAAUGAUCAACAAGGCGCCGAAAGGUGGAAUCUCGGGACGAAUCGAAAGCCUCGAUGAAUUGAAUCCCAAAGCAAAGCACACUUUAUCGCUGUGGAACAUUGUGACGACAAUGUACAAUCCUGACUCGGCUGAAGAAUCAGGAGUUGAAGAUGGGCCUCUCGAUAAAUGGAACGAACAAUUUCCAGCAAAAAACAAGCUGACGCCCGUGUCCCACAUAAAGCAGCGCAAUCGAACGCCAACUUCAUCUGAGCGAAGAAGCACACCUAGAACGCCCGUCUCUUCAGCCGCCAAGCGUCCAAAGACAACUCCAGUUUCAGCAAAAAACAAGCUGACGCCCGUGUCCCACAUAAAGCAGCGCAAUCGAACGCCAACUUCAUCUGAGCGAAGAAGCACACCUAGAACGCCCGUCUCUUCAGCCGCCAAGCGUCCAAAGACAACCCAGUUUCAGCAAAAAAAGCUGACGCCCGUGUCCCACAUAAAGCAGCGCAAUCGAACGCCAACUUCAUCUGAGCGAAGAAGCACACCUAGAACGCCCGUCUCUUCAGGCGCCAAGCGUCCCAAUACGACUCCAGUUUCACCUGAGCGAAGAAACACACCUAGAACGCCUGUCUCUUCAGCCGCCAAGCGUCCCAAUACGACUCCAGUUUCAUCUGAGCGAAAGCGUCUAUGCCGUACUCCACUAUCAAUAAAA